Molecule: messenger RNA, 1033 nt
Organism: Tarenaya hassleriana
Lineage: Eukaryota; Viridiplantae; Streptophyta; Magnoliopsida; Brassicales; Cleomaceae
Exons: 1
Coding region: 175-585 (136 amino acids)
Source: RefSeq, a predicted model, not a curated record
AUAUUCAGACAAUAAUGGUGGACACGUAGGGCAAGAUUCAGACACAUGGAGUACCCUCCUUAAUCAAGCAUUAGUUUCGUGAAUCCAAUGUCGGCAACAUCUCUCUCUCUCUCUCUCCCUUUGGCCCAAACCCAUGUCUCCGUACACAUUCCUCCAACCCAUCUCCUCCUUUAAAUGUCCCCUCGCUUCACAAAUCCGCAAACCACCACAAAAAGUUUGAAUCCUUAUACAAUGAAGAGGCAAAGGAAGAAGCAGGGACCCACCACGUCGGCGGCGUCGGCGGCGGAGAAGAAGAUCAAGACGGAGGCGGAGGCUGGGAUGAAGACGCCGGAGAAUUCAUCGGCGGCGGCUGUUGCGGCGGCAGCGGCGGCGGUUGCGGAGGAGGAGGAGAUGGGGUUGUUGGGAUUGGGAUUGAAAGGUGGUGACGUGGACGAGCAGAUGUCGUGGGGAACGGUCUGGAUGCCGUUUUGGGACGUGGAGUUUGUCGGAAGGAAUUACGGGGUUUUGUUCAAUGACGUCUUAUGGGACGACGAUAUUUGGAAUUUGAGGACCGUCACCGAAAUACCGCAGCAUGUUAAUAAAUAGGGUUUAAUUAAAUUAAUUACAUUAAUAGUUUUGUUUUUCUUCUCUCGGUCCCAUUUUGUUGGAGGAGAUCGUCAGAUUAUCAGUUCAGUCUGACAGAUUUCUUGUCCCAAAAAAAAAAAUCGGUCUUUAACUUGUUAUUGCAACCUCAAUUAUGUUUUUUCCCCUUAUGCUUAUCUUAUCUUCGUGCUCCGAAUCUGAAAUUCUCUUACAAUUCGUCGUCAUUUUCCGCAAUUCAAACUGUUAUCUAAUCUCUUAUUUCAUAGUUUUACGUCUUGGGUUGCAUUUUGAAAUUUAGAUGGACCGUUUAUAAGAAAAAACAGAGGAACAGAACAAAGCACAAAAAAAAUAUGGAAAAAAAUAUAUAUUCAAAACGGAAGUUUUUCAUUGGAUGGAAAUUACGACGGAUGAAAAACUGAAACAUUGCAAAGAAAGUGAAUUAAAAAAAAAA